Molecule: messenger RNA, 2220 nt
Organism: Penicillium egyptiacum
Lineage: Eukaryota; Fungi; Ascomycota; Eurotiomycetes; Eurotiales; Aspergillaceae
Source: the annotation of a GenBank genome assembly
AUGGACUACGUUACCCGAGGGAUUUGCGGUCAAGAAGGUUGCCGUGAGACCCGAUACUAUCUCGACAAUGGACUUUGGUAUUGUCGACGCGGUCAUUUGCAGGAGGGUGUUCAAGUUGCAGAAGAUGCCGACGAUUUUGGAAACCUAGGCAAAACACAUCGCCUGAAGAGAGAAACCAGGGAGAAGGCCAGCAGAACACUUCGUGGCCGUCCAGCCUAUACGCUUUUCUUGCAAAUUUACCAGCUUAUCCUUUGGAAACAAUGUCAUGCAUUGGUUCACGAACACGGUUUCCCAGAAGAACUUGAGAUUGUUGUUCGCGAUCUCUGGGCUCUUCGUCUGCAAGAUUUUGAAUCCAGAAUCACCGAUUCCACUGAAGAGGACGAUGAUGAUACCGAAUCUGAGCUGUUCAGCUCACAACCCGCAGGAACAGAUGAGUCUCGUGAUGGAUUCAAACCAAAUUCGAGGUACCUGGAAUGGCCUCGUCUGAUCGAUUCUGUUGCACUGUGUUAUCUCGCAGCGUUUUUGAUGCGGCUUCCUGUCUGCGUCAGUGAUUUUCACAAUAUGAUAAUGCGGCAGGAGAUCCCCUACGCCCGAGUCCUGGCAACCAUCCCUCGGGAUAUGAGGGAUAGGCUUCCGCCAGAACUGACCAUGAUCCUUGAAGUCAAUACAAUACCUAAUGCCGAGCGGUUCCACCGCGGCGUCCUGGCAAUAGUGCUGUUCUAUCAGCGCCGAUUUGAAUUAGACCUUCCUCCAUUGAAUACCCCCAUGAUUCUUUUCCGGCACAUCAAGAGACUGGCUUUACCAAUUGAGAUAUACGAUGCUACUAGGAUCUUGCAAGGUUUACUAGACAUCACAUUCCAGUAUCCGACAAUAAGUUCAUUCGAUGGCCGAAAAACAGCACAACUUCUUCCCGACUUGCAAUUGAUGGUGCUUAUUAUCAUUUCUACGAAACUACUUUUCCCAUUCGAUGGUUUGAAAAGGUAUCCCACUACAGCUAAAGAGCCCGCUGCACAGGUCAUGGACUGGGCCCUCUGGGCACAAGCCCAGAAUAAUUUCGAUUAUGAUCAGCCAUUUGGGGGGAGUAUUGGGAAAAAGACUGCCAUUCAGAUCACAGACCAAGACGUGUUGAACAUGACGUCUGCCCAAUUAGAUGAUUACAUGGAUUGGUACGAAAGCAGUUGGCUGGAUACUUCUAAGGAACCCAGUCGCAUUGCCGAAAUGUUUCCCAUCAGCCGGGCAGAACAAGAUAUCCGACCAAUCUCGGGUGCUGCUCCGGAAUCAUCCUCUACUUCUGCUCCUGCUCCUGUUCCUGUUGUUCCUGGUGCUCCUGGUGCUCCUGCUCCUCAUGAGACGGCUGAGACGACUGAGCAAAAGCUCAACCUUUUGCUACAAACAGUCAUGCAAGCCCUUAGAACCAGAAGGGUCAUCCCUGACGACGAAGAGGACGAUCACAGACGUCCCGGCGAGUGGUAUCACCGGUAUCGAUGGGAAUCACAUCUCAGUGGCCCCGCACGGACGUUUUACGAGAUCGCAGCCCAGCUCGCUGCAGUCCCAUUGAAAACACUUGUCCGUGCUGUCACAUUUGUUGAGUUUAAGAUCGCACAGCGAGAUGAAGAGCGACAGAACAGGGAGUACUUUGCUAGUUUGGGAACGGAAGGAAUGGACACCGACGAAAGCGAUGUUGAUCACACGUAUGGAAUAGCUGACUUUGAGGAGGACAUGUACGACGCGGAGUCCGAAGAUAUGGACGGCGAUGAUUUUAUGUCCAAUUCGAAGAUGUGCUCCGCCUGGAACACAGCGACCGACAGCCGACAACAACGAAAACUCGCAACCAUGCAGAUUUUCGUCAAGACCCUGACGGGUAAGACCAUUACCCUCGAUGUCGAGUCGAGCGACACCAUCGACAACGUCAAGACCAAGAUCCAGGACAAGGAGGGCAUCCCCCCUGACCAACAGCGUCUGAUCUUCGCCGGCAAGCAGCUCGAGGAUGGCCGCACCCUGAGCGACUACAACAUCCAGAAGGAGUCCACCCUUCACCUUGUCCUGCGUCUCCGUGGUGGUAUCAUUGAGCCUUCCCUCAAGGCCCUUGCCUCCAAGUUCAACUGCGAGAAGGCCAUCUGCCGCAAGUGCUACGCUCGUCUCCCUCCCCGUGCUACCAACUGCCGCAAGAAGAAGUGCGGACACACCAACCAGCUCCGCCCCAAGAAGAAGCUCAAAUAG